This is a messenger RNA of Anarrhichthys ocellatus (wolf-eel), 6262 nucleotides long. Its product is annotated as zinc finger and SCAN domain-containing protein 2-like. The transcript has 4 exons. Gene Ontology annotation, biological process: regulation of transcription by RNA polymerase II. The coding region runs from base 2591 to 4720 and encodes 709 amino acids. Lineage: Eukaryota; Metazoa; Chordata; Actinopteri; Perciformes; Anarhichadidae. Gene Ontology annotation, cellular component: nucleus. The record is from RefSeq and is a predicted model, not a curated record. Gene Ontology annotation, molecular function: RNA polymerase II cis-regulatory region sequence-specific DNA binding; DNA-binding transcription activator activity, RNA polymerase II-specific.
UUGACAGGUCUCGUGCCUCUACGUCACUCCUCCUCAGUCCAUGUAUGGUCACUUCCUGUUCACUGGUUGAUGGACAAAAGGCAAGACUGGAGGCGUUAAAAGGAGAAUGAUGCAUUGUGUGAAUGUGUUUAUUGACCCGCUCUUAUGAUUAUACACUAAUUAGCUUAUUUAAGAUUCUUUGUUUUCACUAAAAACGAUGACCGUGAGUCCCAUAAAACUUUGUUUGUCAGUGAUCGCUGCAUGUUUUUAGUGUUAUUUUCAGAGUUUGAAUGAUUAUCGGGAUAAUGUUUUAUUUUGACCAGAAUAAUCCAGAUGUUUGAAUCUCACACAUCUGGAUUAUGAAACCAUCGAUUCUUCUUGAUGCAUCAAAAGAUUUAUUUGUUAUUGUUUUUAAAACACUUCAUAUUUGUAAUGAUUCAUAAUUACAAACAGAUGAAUUUACUUCUAUUAUCGUUUAUUAAUGUAUAUUAGUAACAAAUAGAAGAGAUGAACAUUUCAUCUCUGCAAAGAGAACCAACAGUAAAAUAAAUCAAAUGUUUCCUCAUGUUGUGAGUCAUGUGACGUAACGAGCUGCUGUUAUUCACCACUAAAGAAUAAAGACUUGUAACCAAUGAGCAUUCAGCUCUUUGUGGAACAUUGAACUCUCUCCUCACUGACUCCAUGACUGUAGCUCUGCAUUGGUUCUAGAGUCUGAGUCCAUACAAACAUAGACAUCAAUGGUGUAUCUGGGUUCAACUAGUUCUACAUAGAGACCUCUGGUUCUCUGUUUAGUUUACAUAGUUUCAGUCUACUUCCUGGUUCACUUCACUCAGAAGAAGAAGUGAAAUGUGUCCAUCUUUUACCUUUUAAUCCAGAAGGUGUCGGUCACAUUGUUUCCAUAUUCAGCUGCUGAAGCUCCGCCUUCCUCACCACAACUCUGCUAGCAUUUAGCCUAGCAUAGCUCAGCCUUCCUCAUCACAACUCUGCUAGCAUUUAGCAUAGCAUAGCUCAGCCUUCUUCACCACAACUCUGCUAGCAUUUAGCAUAGCAUAGCUCAGCCUUCCUCACCACAACUCUACUAGCAUUUAGCCUAGCUUAACUCAGCCUUCCUCACCACAACUCUGCUAGCAUUUAGCAUAGCAUAGCUCAGCCUUCCUCGCCACAACUCUACCAGCAUUUAGCCUAGCUUAGCUCAGCCUUCCUCACCACAACUCUACUAGCAUUUAGCAUAGCUUAGCUCAGCCUUCCUGACCACAACUCUGCUAGCAUUUAGCCUAGCUUAACUCAGCCUUCCUCACCACAACUCUACUAGCAUUUAGCCUAGCAUAGCUCAGCCUUCCUCACCACAACUCUGCUAGCAUUUAGCCUAGCUUAGCUCAGCCUUCUUCACCACAACUCUGCUAGCAUUUAGCAUAGCUUAGCCCAGCCUUCCUCACCACAACUCUGCUAGCAUUUAGCAUAGCUCAGCCUUCCUCAAACAAACUAUCAAAGCAUAAAUAAAGGAUCAUUAAGUGUGAGUCUCUUCUGGUGUAAACAAUGUGUGUACUAGUACAACAAUACUCAUCACUUCUGACCCUCUGCCAGUGUGUACUGGUUAGCAGUUCAUGCAGCAUACCGGUUUUAUUUUCCAGAUAAUCACUUUUUAUAAACCGCCACACAGAACCCUAACCCUGUUUAGAGUUCACUCUUAUUAACAGUGUUCCCUUCUCUCUCAUGGUUGGAACUGUUUCUUAUAACCAACAACUAACUCUUUAAUUGGGUCAAACAAUGCGACACAUAAACAAUUUGUAAAAGUGAUAAGUGAAUGGCAUGCUGGUAACGUUAUAGCGGCUAGCUAACAGCAGAGAGAGCCAGAGGAUGAAGAAAGAGAAACCGGAACUUGUGACCAAGAGAAGAGCUGUUUUAUUAUGGAUCCCACUGCUCUUCUUGCUAAGACCCGCCCUGUGCAGCGUUCGAGCGCUGAGGUCAGCGUCGGUGCUCCUGGAGAUACGGGUAACCUGAUUUUGUUCAGGUCCUGUUUCCUGACCCCCCUAACUACUAGAAGUAACUUCAACCAGUUGUCUCUACCUCAACCAGCUGUGCAGGACGGGUCUUACUAAGAAGAGCAGUGGGAUUCACAAUAACUCGGCACCAAACGGGUUGGAAGAUGGAGAGUUUUGCGAUUGUGGCCGCGAAGCCCAAGGGUCGGCCGUUGCAUGAAGAGGCAUUUGUUCAUCUGACGUUACGAACGCAACAACAAUCCACCUAUGAAGGACACGGUCCCACUACAGACGGGUUAGAAUAAUUAAAACACUGGAGUCGAGGUAUAAAAUACUUGUAAUACUACCGCUAUCAAAACAUUAUACCAACUACAGACCUGUGGACCUUAAAAGGGCCUAAACAUCUAUCUCAUAAAAUACAUUUAUUUUACUUGUAUUUAUUUAAACAAGAUGAAACCUGUUCUUGAUGAGAACUCUUGUCCUGUUUCAGAUAUGAAAAAGGCCCUUUGGCAUCAAGUCCAUGGAAGACUCCUCGUUUGGGAGUUGAGCCUCCUGUGGUUUCGGCGUCUGGUCGGUAAGGACUCUUUAAUCUCUCUCAACCUGUGUAACCCUUGUUUUUUUUCUUGCCUAACAUGUCCCCUUUAAUUUGGUACUUGUGUUUUUCUGUCUGGUCCUUCAGUUUGGGAGCCGCUAUGGACACCAGACCAAAGAUGGACGACGAAACGAUCCACGACGUCCCGGAGAAGCUCGGACCUGAAGAGAUGCAGCUUCCUACCGAGCUUCACAAAGUGCUGAGCGAGGAAGACAUCGUCGGUUCUCGCGCGUCCAUCGUCUACGAGGAGAGUCUUCGUCAGCUGGCGACGCUGCUUCACCUGCCGGUGAAACGCUGUCGCUACCGGAUGUCCACCGGACUCAUGUGCUUCGGCCUCCCCCCGUUUGAGUGUCUCAUUGAACAAAGGUGUACUGCCUUUGUAGUUGAAUGGGUUUGUCCUCGUGGUCACGUUGUCUGGAGCUGGACCUCACAGCCGACCUUUAAGUUCGGGAUGUUGGCGGGUGACUUCAUGCUCGGGACGAACAUCCUGUUGAGCGGGAACAACUACAGUAAAGUUGCCCUCCUGUUCCGCUUCAUGAACAUGGGAGUCGUCAGUCCGGCCACUUUCUCCAAGAUCCAGGACACCUACUGCGUGGACACGAUCCGGGAGUUCUGGAUGGAGAGGUCCGAGGGCGUUCAGUGGUUACAGGGCAAAGAUGUGGUCGUUGUAGGAGGUGAAAGGAGCGAUUCACCAGUUUUACAUUCAGAUGUACGAAAAGUGAUCGUUGUUAAAGAAGAGCAGCAGGAGUGGAGCUCCAGUCUGGACCAGGAGGACCCAGAGCCUCCACACAUUAAAGAGGAACAAGAGGAACUCUGGACCAGUCAGGAGGGAGAGCAGCUUCAAGGUCUGGAGGAGGCUGAUAUCACCAAGUUCACAUUCACUCCAGUGAAGAGUGAAGAUGAUGAAGAGGAAGCUCAGUCCUCACAGCUUCAUCAAAGACAAACUGAACAGAUGGAAACAGAAGGUGAUGGAAAGGACUGUGGAAGAUCAGAACCAGACCCUGAUGAGGAGACUAUAGACUCUUUUGAACCUGAGACUGAUGACUGGGAGGAGUCUAAAGAACCUCAGUCAGGUUUACACUCUCUGAAUAAUGAGGCAGUUUCUGUCAGUGAUUCAAGAUCUAGUGCUGGAGAGAAACCAUUUGGCUGCUCAGAGUGUGGGAAAAGAUUUGGAACCAAGACAUAUCUAAAGAUUCACGUGAGAUCUCAUACAGGGGAGAAACCUUUCAGCUGCUUGUCGUGUGGUAAAGGAUUCACCCGGAAAGUGUUGUUGCAGUUACACAUUAAAUCUCAUACCGGAGAGAAACCAUUCAAUUGCUCCGUUUGUGGUAAAAGUUUCACACAAGCAGGAAGUCUGACACGCCACAUGCCCCUCCACACAGGGGAGAAAAGAUUUAGCUGCAGUGUUUGUGAAAGAAGAUUCACUUGGUACACCAGCCUUAAAACACAUAAAUGUGCCGGUCAUCCGUCCUCACAGCUUCAUCAGAGACAAACUGAGGAGAACAGAGAGGCAGAACCUCCAGCCUGCAGCUCAACUGAACACAAGGACUGUAGAGGACCAGAACCAGCCAAGACCUCAGAUCCAGAUACUGUUGACAAGACUGGAGACUCUUCUGAGACUGAUGACAGUGAGGAUGACUGGAAAGAGUCCAGAGAACCUCAGGCAGGUUUAAACUCUUCGAAUGAUUCUGUCAGUGAUUCCAGAUGUGGUACUUGUGAGAAACCAUUUAGCUGCUCUCACUGUGGGAAAAGAUUUGGCUUCAAGGCACAUCUGAAGCGACACACAAGAUCUCAUACAGGAGAGAAACCAUUCAGCUGUUUAUUCUGUAAGAAGUCAUUUGCACAAAGCGAUAGUCUACAGAAACACAUGAGAAUCCACACGGGAGAGAAACCAUACAGCUGCUCACUGUGCGGUAAAGCUUUCAGUGAAAAUGGAAAUCUGAAAGUACACAUGAGAUCUCACACAGGAGAGAAACCCUUCAGCUGCUCAGUUUGUAAGAAAUCUUUCACAAAGAGUGAUAGUCUACAGAAACACAUGAGAAUCCACACCGGAGAGAAACCAUUCAGCUGCUCAGUGUGUGGGAAAUCUUUCAGUGAAAGUGGAAAUCUGAAGAGACACAUGCGACUCCACACAGGAGAGAAAUCAUCCAGCUUCACUGCUUUUGACUGAAGAUGAAUAUUCACUUGGUUUUAUCAGCUCAGAAACUUUAUAGUGCGGCAGAUUAAGUCAAUAUUCCAUUAGAAUCUUUCACUUGGUGAUACAAGCACCAAAUUUGGCAUGAAUAAUGCCUAGGAACUACCCUUUCAGAAAAGCCCGGUAUCCACCUGAAAAUCCAAGAUUUUUUAAGAUGGCCGUCACCAAAAAUGUGAAUAGGUUUUUCAGUGUAGAAAUUGAAUUUUAAUAAUCUAGACAUCAAAAUGUAUGUAUUUUGACAUGAGAAAUUCAAUGGUGUCAAUAAAAAUUCAAUAUGGUCGCAAUUUUUCAAGAUGGCGGCCAUUUGUUACUCAAAAUUCACACUUUUUGUCGUUCUUUGAUCAGAGAUUAGGUUUCAGCUGGAUGAAGUAGUAGUCCAAGUUCCAAAUUAUCUUUUUGAUCCAAAUUAAAAAUGUUUUGAUUGAUCUAUAUGAGGUGACAUUCUGUUUAUAAAAGAGUCAUGUCAAAGCACAACCAGGGCACACUGGUGACAUCAUUGCUGUGAGACUCAGCAUGGGGUUCAGUGUCAGCUAAUUAGUGUACUUGCUGUAGUGCUAACUGUAGUUCUAGUAUAGUUUAGUGUCCCAAAUGCUAUCUAAUUAGCCCUGUAUAUCUGUAAAUCGCAUAUAUUGGCGGCCAUCUUGGAAAAUGGCGGCCAUAUUGUUUUUCCAUCGUGGAUACCGGGCUUUUUUUAAAAUAUAGGUCUUGAAGAUAAUUUGUUGCUUGUAUCACCAAGUGAAAGAUUGUUUCACUAAUCUGCCCCACUAUUAAGUGUUUCUCAUCGGAUUAGAUCAAGAUAGACACCCAGAACCGGAUCCUGGUGACAAGACUGGAGACUCUUCUGAGACUGAUGACGACUGGAAGGAGACCAGAAAACCUCGGUCAGGUUUAAACUCUGAACAAUGUGUCUUUCAGUCAUCUGAAAUAUAUCUUCUGUCAGUGAGGGAAAGUUUGGCAACAAAAAAAAUCUGAAGGUGCACGUGAUGAUUCACACAGUAGAGGAACAUUUCAGUGCACACUUCUGAGAGGCAGAAGUUAGUGCGUCAAAUGUCUAUCAACUUCCUGUUAUUGACACAACAGCAACAUUCUCAAAGGACCAGAAUGAGGUUCAAACAAGAAGUCCUGUUCGUGGUCAUUGAUGAAAGUCUUACCUGAUAUGAAACACAAUCUGUAUUUAUUAUAUAUGAAGACAAAUGUUUCUGAAAAAUUAACAUUAAAAACUGUUAAGUAUAAAAUGUUUGGUAAGAUUAUUUUUAUUUUAGAGAUAUUUUGGCUGUUUGCUUUGACACAUUUCAUUCUGACACAUUAAAGUUUGACAUAUUAAUUAAAUGGGAGAGUUUUUGUAUCAGAAGUGAAACUGAAGUCUGGAACAAGUUUUAUCAACGAGGGACAUAAACAUAUUGUGAUAGUCGCUGUUGUAUUUCCCUUGAAUAAUUAACCUGAAUCAGCCCUAACUAUAAACCUGAGCCAGCCCUAACUAUAAACCUGAGCCAGCCCUAACUAUAAACCUGAGCCAGC